UAUGUUAGUUAGAGGUAUAAGGAAAGAAUUGAGAGGCAAUAUUAUUGUGAGAUGUUUGGAUGGAAAUGAGAUUGAGCGCGCAGAAAUAAUGAAGUACUUGGGCAUAAUUAUUGAUGAUAGACUUAGAUUCAGCGGUCACUGUGAUUACAUGCUAAAGAAAAUAAGUUUUUUAAAUAGAAUAGGGAACUUUAUCUCGGCUUACACUAGAUGUACGAUAUACAAGACAAUUAUAGCACCUCACUUUCGAGUAUUGUGCGACGCUACUAAUAGAUAUGGGAGAUACACAGUUAAGUAGGCUCCAAAUAGCGCAAAAUAGAGCCAUGAGCGUCAUAUUGCAAUGUGACAGACGUACCAAAGUCAAAUGUAUGCACCAAGCGUUGUAAUUAAUGACCAUAAGACAAAGGCUGUAUUACAAUAUGUGCAUGUUUAUUUUUAAGAUCUUAAAUAAUAUGAUGCCGGAGCAAUUUAGUAAUAGACUUAUGCCCGUUUCUACCAACUUGGGGUUAACUAUGGUUUAGUGAAACUUCGGUUAAAAUUAACUCUUAGUUUAAUAUUGAUUGGUUUCUACGAGUGAAGUAUCUGGAACGUUUAACUAAACUUAUAGCAUGUUUGAUGUAACUCUGGAAGCACUAGAAUGUAGAACGUUGAUUGGUUCAAUAAUUGUUCUAACGGAACUGUGAUACAUAUCUUAUAAAAAAAGCGUACAAUUAUCAUAAGUGCAUAAUUAUUAUAAGAAAAAUGAGUGAAAGAAAAUUAAGUGUGCAACGAAAACGUGCGCAAAAUUUUUCCGAAAAGGAAAAACUAAUUUUAACAGAAGUAAUGUUAAAAUAUAAAAAUAUUAUAGAAAAUAAAAGAACUGAUGGAGUAACCUCAAAAGAUAAAGAAAAGUGUUGGAAGCUAAUAGAAAAUGAUUACAAUAGUACAUCUUCUUCAACAGAAUUUAGAAAUGCGGAAGUUCUAAAAAGUUGUUGGGAGAAUCUAAAAAAAGACACGAAAAUUUUUUGCUGAUGAAAGGAUGAAAUUAUAUAAAACUGGUGGAGGGCCAUGUGAAUUCCAAUCAAAUAUAUUGAUGGAACGUAUACGUGACAUUAUUAAACCUUCUGUUGAAGGCAUCAUAAAUACUUACGAUAGUGAUGCUAUAGAAGAACAAAGUGCAAAUGUGUGCAACAAAAAAGCUACAAAGACAAAUUCAUGUGAGACGUUAUCAGAUACUACUGAAAUGGAGGAGUGGCUUGAUGACUACAAUGAUCAAGAUCUUUUACAGUACCUACAACAAAAUAAUGGUGAUAUAAAACAAGAUUCGUUUGAUAACGAUGCACAUGAAAUGACAACAUAUAAUAAGGAAAAUGAUGACAUAAUUGAUAACGAGAGUGCAUCAGAUGUUAACGGAAAUAGCCCGUUUUUUACGAAUAAUAAACAACACUUUCUUAAAAAGAAUAAUACCCAAAAUAGAACAAAACCAGAAAAGCAAGAUGUACAGAAAACAUCCGCAGUACAAAUAUUAAAACAAAAAAUAAGUACUCCACUUCAAGUCAAAGCCAAUGUUAUAGAUGAGCAAUAUAAAUCGAGAAAACUCAAUAGACAAGACAAACCAUAUAAGAAAAAUGAAGAUACUGUUACUUCAAAAAAGUUACAAUUUGACAUGUUAACAGAAUCAAAAAUCAAGCUUGCAGAAUGUAUGACAGAAGAUUUUAAAGCAAAAAGUGAAAUAGAAAUGCAAAUCUUAAGUAGACGAUUAAGGAAAGAAGAAUUAGAAAUACAGAUAUUAGAAAAAGAGUUGUUAUUACAAGAGCACAGAUUACAAAGAGAGGUGCAACAAAAAAACAUCAUCUAACAUUUAAUAGAAAUAAAUU
Messenger RNA from Monomorium pharaonis (pharaoh ant), 1853 nucleotides. RefSeq lists its product as uncharacterized. NCBI's taxonomy places the organism in Eukaryota, Metazoa, Arthropoda, Insecta, Hymenoptera, Formicidae. The coding region runs from base 1016 to 1834 and encodes 272 amino acids. The transcript has 5 exons. The record is from RefSeq and is a predicted model, not a curated record.